Messenger RNA from Amphimedon queenslandica, 747 nucleotides. RefSeq lists its product as uncharacterized. Gene Ontology annotation, molecular function: protein binding. The coding region runs from base 103 to 594 and encodes 163 amino acids. Lineage: Eukaryota; Metazoa; Porifera; Demospongiae; Haplosclerida; Niphatidae. The transcript has 4 exons. The record is from RefSeq and is a predicted model, not a curated record.
GCUGUUAUCUCAUGGAGUGUACCUAGUUAUAUUCCAUCAGACUAUCCCAUUAUCACAUAUGAGAUAGGAUAUCAUAUUCUUUUUGACAGGUGUUGCUGUUUAAUGGUAGAUGAUGAUGACAUUAAUAUUCAAAUGCUACAGUUCUCUAAUUCAACCAAUAGCAAUACAUUUAUUAACAUUACUGGUCUUAAUGAUAUGUCUUGUUAUAUUUUUGGUGUACGUGCAUACACUGAUAGAGGACCAGGAAGCUGGAGAGUUAUUGCUAAUGAGACAUUGAUAAGUCAAUAUGUAUGCACAGGAUCAAAUGAUGAAGAAGCUGUUGAUGGUGCUAGUAUUGGACUGGGUGCAGUGGUUGGAUUAUUAACAAUAUCACUAGUUGUUAGUAUCAUUAUUCACAUCUACUGCUUUAUCAAGCUUAAAUCUUACUAUGCAGCUACUGCUAAAGAAACAAAUAAAUUUAAUGAUGAUAUAUCAAUGCAAGCAUGUGAAUCAUAUGUUGUACACAAGACUAAAGAUACUACAGAUACUACAAAAGACUCAUUGUAUGAGUGUCCAGAUAUCAAUGUCUAUGAUGAUGCUAUUUAUGUAACAUAGCACAGUGUUGUAAUUGCUUUUAAAUAGUUAGUUGGUACUCUUGGUAGUAAUGUGCUUUAUGUGGUACAACUGUAUCUUUUUUAACAAUAGUUCAUUUAUGCUGUGAUUUGUUUACUUUAUAAAAUUAGAUGGCCUCAAUUGUUGAUCAUAAAA